[Torrubiella] hemipterigena is the source of this 1473-nucleotide messenger RNA. Lineage: Eukaryota; Fungi; Ascomycota; Sordariomycetes; Hypocreales; Clavicipitaceae. The record is from the annotation of a GenBank genome assembly.
AUGACGCUCAAGUCCAUGAGGCUUGUCCCAGUAUGGGUGGCCCUAAUUGUUUUCAUCACCCUCGCUAUGUAUGCGCUGCAAAAUACCGAUCAGCAUCAAAUACGUCUUGGAGGUUACCGACAGAAAGCACAACAAUCACAACAACCACAGUCCGAGCUGCCAACCAAACCACAGGCGCCGCAGCCGUCGCGAGAAACUCAAGUCGCCCACCGCGUCGAUCCCGAAUGCGCCGACUUCCCCGACACGUCCAACGUAUUAAUUCUACUGAAAACGGGCGCCUCCGAGAUUUAUCGAAGAAUCCCCAUGCAUUACAUGUCCAUGCUCAAGUGCAUGCCUGACAAUGUUUUGCUCUUUAGCGACUUGGCCCAAACAGUGGGUGGACACGUCGUCUACGACAGUCUGGACAAUGUGUUGCCCGCUGUCAAACAGCACAACAACGACUUUCUGCUAUACCAUCGCCAACAGCAGUGCCAUAUUUCGCGCGAAGAGUGCAACAAGAAUUACGAUACUGGCUCUGAGGGCUGGAACCUCGACAAGUAUAAGAAUUCGCACAUUGCGGAGAAGGCCUGGAAAAUGCACCCAAAUUACGACUGGUACUUCUACAUCGAUGCCGAUACCUAUGUCAGCUGGCGAAACUUGAUGUCCUGGCUUAAGAACGUCGACCCGACCAAGCCGCAUUACAUUGGAGGCAUCCAGCGUUCCGGCUACUUCCCCUUUGCCCAUGGCGGUACUGGCUAUCUCCUAUCGCAAGCUACGAUGCGCGACCUCUUUACCAAGGAACCUAAACUUGGAAACAAGUGGGACGAACGUGUUUCCCAUCACUGCUGCGGUGAUAUUAUGUGGGCUGAGAUAAUGGUGAACGAGACCGGACUGGAACCGGAAGAGAUGUUCCCAGCACUGAAUCCCAAAAAGGCAAACACGGUCAAAUAUAGUGACAAGCAAUGGUGCCAGCCUAUCAUCACCCUACACAAGCUACUAACUGAAGACGUCGACCUCAUGUACACGUUUGAGAACGACGUUGUCAAGUCUGGCAACGCAUUGAAGUUCAGGGAUCUCUACAAUCACUUUGUCAAGGACAACUUGCGCGAGGUAUUGGCUGAUUGGGAUAAUGCGAGCGAUGAUGAGUUCUACAUUGAUCCAAAAAUCAACCCCGACGACAGAAAUCAAGACGAGUGGCGAGAGCUGCCAAACCGCGUAAAGAAGGACAACUUAUCGCCUGUCGAAAAAGAGGCUUGGAAGAGCCAUACCAACUGUAAGAAGGCUUGUGAGUCUCACGACGACUGCCUUCAGUGGCGUUAUCUGAACGGCGUCUGCGGCAUUGGCCGAGAGAUUUUAUAUGGCGUGUCAGCCAAGAAGGAGGAUGACAACGCCAAGCGCACAUAUAGCGGCUGGAGGCUUGAAACGAUCAAGAAGUUUGUUGACAAGCAAGCGAGCUGCGACAAGCCUUGGGAUUGGCCAGUAAAGGACCUUUAA